AUGCUUCCUGUCGAACUUCAGCAAUGGAUCCUACGAUACGCAGUCGCAGCACCCGAAUUCCUUGACCCGAACUACUGGGUUGACGACUAUCCGCCUUGGGUUAUCAUGGAACGUGUGGACUGUGGGCGAGAUUUCGAGGGCUAUCUCAAAGUAGAGGAGAAUAUAAACUCACUUCGGCGGGUUUGCAGAUUAUGGGACGAAUAUCUACGCAAGUACACCCACCGGUUCGUGCACAUGAGCGAUAUUGUGCAUGGCGGCUCAGUAUCUGCAGUCCGCGACGACCCUUAUCUUCAAUACUGUUAUGAAACCCUUGGACAAAAUCAACUCCCUAAAGUCGAAGUCCUGGAUCUCAAUAUAGGAGAAUACGUUGAUAAAUUCAUUUUGCCACAUAUAUGUCCCAAUCUGGCACGCAUCACAGGAAAUGAUUUCAUCGGUGCGAUUGAAUUUGGCGUCGAGGCAUACAGGUCGGCCACGUUGACUACACUGACUCUUGACUUUACUCCUCCAGAUCCGUCUUUCGCCUCAGUUUUGGACAAUGUGUACCUGCCCGCUCUUAGGAAUCUCUGGGUCCUUGAUGCUUACUAUGGGGGACUCUAUACGUACGACGAGCCGGCGUGGCUACCGCUCAUCAGGGCGCUCGGUAAGGAACUAAGAAGGGUUGAGGACUUGUGUUACGAUGGAGGGAUGCCGUCUGGACCUCCGGAUGGCCACCCUCUUCACACCAUCUCGUUGAACGACAGUUGGAUCCUCAUACGCGAUACUUUCUAUCCAUGGUCGAAAUUUGUGCCCCAAUGGCAGUUGGACUGGCCAGGACUUCGUACCUUUCGUGUCAACGAGGUAUGGGAUACCUCGAAAGGAUUUCCCCAACGAAUGCGCAAAUCGAAUCUCUGGGCUCGAUCAUCUUGGAGGACGCUAGGGGCGAAUCAUGUACAGAUUACAUCAAGAGGAUGGGGCCUGAAGAGAAGGAAAAGUGGCGGCAGUGGUGAGCUUUCGACAAAUUCACGUAGCAGUGCAGCCGUGUUAGCCUUUGCUUUUCUCACCGUCGAGGGAUCGUCUGGGCUCUCGAGGCACUGGGCAAACAACGGCGACAACCAAAACCCAUGCCAGAUCUGGCAAGCCCUCGGCCAAAAAUGUGACGCCUCCUUCACCGUCACCGCGCUCGAACCCGGCACCGCUGCCAACGGCUUCAACUCUACAUUCUACCCCGCCCCCACUGGUUCAGGCGCAAACAAUUGCCAAUGCAGCCAUAUCGCCUACUCGCUCAUGGCCGCUUGCUCGUGGUGCCAAGAGGGCGUGUACAGUAUCGACGGAUGGCUCGGUGAGAGCGAUUGGCAAGCCAACUGUGGCAGCAACUACAACUCGCAGGGCAUCUCGAGUGUGGAUACGUCUGGAAUCAACAUUCCACCGUAUGCUACUCAGCCCGUCCCUGGACCUGUUUGGGAUCCUACGGACGCGCAGGCUGCUCAGGUCAGGUUGGGAUCGAACGGGAAUGCGAAUGGAAGCACGGGUAAUGGAAACAAUAACAAUAAUGGCAAUAGCUCGAGCAAUGCUGCCCUGACCCGCUCGAUUGGCGUCGUCUUGCUCCCAUCACCUACCUCUUGUUCUAAUGUGAUGGUUACUUCCCACACUAUGGGAAGCAUGGCCGCUCUGUGUCCCUCAUCGCCUUGUCGACUGGACCCGCGCGUACCAUCAUCAUCUACCGACGCUGUUGAUCCAAACGCAACUAUCACGUUUUACAAUGGCACGAUCUUGACGCUCGCCAAUGACGCCUAUUCUCCCGUCGAGGCACUUGUCGUUCAAGGCCAAAAGAUCAAGUUUACGGGUGCCCUCGACACCGCUCGACAGAUCGCAGGACCCAACGCACAAAGCGUCGACUUGCAAGGUCGAUGUGUGUUGCCCGGAUUCAUCGAGCCACAUCUUCAUCUCGCAUUGACGGCUCUUGCGGACCACUGGCUCCUCUCUCUAUCCCCCAUGACCACUACCACCCUCGACCAAGCAGUCGCCAAGAUUCGGGCCAAGGCUCAAGACUUGGCACUAAAAGAUAAAGAGGGGAAAUGGUUGUGGGUCGCUGGCUACGGGUACGAUCCUUCACGUAUAAAGUGUCACCGCGAUUUACACGUUACGGAUUUGGACCCACAUGAUGUCGCGUAUGGACACCCCGUGUUUAUCCUCAAUCAAUCUGGGCAUGUGGCCUAUGUCAACUCGAAAGCGUUCGAGCUGGCGGGGGUGACGGUGGAUAGUAUCAAGGGAGAUAAACAGUAUGAAGUGGUGGAUGGCAAGUUGACCGGCGUCAUCUUUGAGCAGGCCGUAGGGGCUAUCGGGCAGUUGGUGAAUAAACCUAGCCCGGAGCAGAUGGUCGAAUUCGGGAUCGAGACUGUCAAAAAGUGGGCGAAAAAAGGGUGCACGACCGUUUUUGAUGCGGGUAUAGGAGGGUCGGGUCCGAACGAGGUCUCCUUUAUUCAAGCCGUUUUCAAGAACCCGAUGCCACUUCGGUUUUAUGGUGCCCUCUCGAUAUACGUCGCCACCCCACCUCUCAUUCCUAUUAUCAAGGAGCGACCUAUUCAGCUGGGUAAUGCGACUGUGACGGCGAUCAAGUAUUGGGUGGAUGGCUCGACACAGGGGUUCACCGCCGCCCUCAAUAAACCCUACCUGUGCCCCCCACCUCACUGGCCAGAGUGUGGAACGCUCAACUAUAAACACGACGAAGAGCUGCAACAGGUGAUGGAGCCGUGGUUACGAGCUGGAUGGCAACUCCUCGUACAUGCGAAUGGGGAUCGCGCCGUCGACCAAGCGCUCAACGUCUACGAUGCCAUAUUCAAGAACAAUCCAAAUCGAGACCAGAGUAUUAUGCACCGUAUCGAACAUUUCACAGUCGCAGAACAGGCUCAACGCGACCGGGCUAAAGAGCUCGGCUUGGGGAUCAGUCAUACGAUCGGACACGUGAGGUACUGGGGCCCCACAUUUUGCGACUACGUGUUGGGAAAAGAACGUGCGAUGAUGAUAGAUGCGGUCAAGUCGGACGAGGCUACCGGUCUCGUCUUUUCGUUCCACAGCGACUCGCCGCUCACAGAGGUCUCUCCCCUCGAGUACCUUCGUAUUGCGGUGACGAGGCACAUGUACCCCGAUGAAAAGGGAGUGUUGAAUGAAGGGGAAUGUGUGGAUUUAUGGACCGCGCUCAAGGGUGUGACCAUCAACCCGGCCCGCCAAAUUGGUAUUGCGGAUUGUGUGGGGACAUUGGAAGUGGGCAAAGAUGCAGAUUUGGUCAUUUUGGAUAAAGAUCUGCGGAGUGUUGAUCCGGAAAUGCUGGGAUCGUUGAAGGCUUGUAGUAGUGACGGUUACAUCUCAACCUCCGACCCUGUAGAAGAAUGGGGAACCAUUUCUCAGCCCAGGUCUUGGUACGAUCCGGCCAUGUCGCCAGGAUUUCGUCAUCCGUGGAGGGAUAAACCAUAUGUCCAUCUUGAAUAA
This is a messenger RNA of Acaulospora colombiana, 3465 nucleotides long. Lineage: Eukaryota; Fungi; Glomeromycota; Glomeromycetes; Diversisporales; Acaulosporaceae. The record is from the annotation of a GenBank genome assembly.